Molecule: messenger RNA, 549 nt
Organism: Neohortaea acidophila
Lineage: Eukaryota; Fungi; Ascomycota; Dothideomycetes; Mycosphaerellales; Teratosphaeriaceae
Product: Sedlin
Exons: 2
Coding region: 1-549 (182 amino acids)
Biological process (GO): endoplasmic reticulum to Golgi vesicle-mediated transport
Cellular component (GO): TRAPP complex; cytoplasm; nucleus
Source: RefSeq, a predicted model, not a curated record
AUGGACAGCAGAAGUCCUUCAAUCGCCUGCAUAGGCGUGAUAGGGCGAAGCAACAACCCACUACACAUAUCGCUCUUCCCCGCAACAGGACCCGGCUACGAAGCUGAACGCGACCGACUGGAGUUCUCCUUCAUGCUCAACACCUGUCUGGACAUCUUCGAAGCCCGCCUGCCCUCCAAAGGUCUCACCCACGAUUUCGGCCUGCUUCAUGCUUUAGACGAGCGGAUAGCCAUGUACGGCUGGAUGACGAACACCGGGGUCAAGUUCGUGAUUGUCAUUGACAUAGAAGGCACCGUGGCUGAGGGAGGGAGGAUUACUGCGGGUAUGGGAUUGAGGAAUAGCGACCUGACGCCGGCUUUUCAAGCAUUGCAGCAUGCGUAUAUCAAGCUCCUGCGCAAUCCGUUCUACGAGCCUGAUGAUCACGAUCCAAAGCUCACCAAAGGCCCCACUGGCUCGCUUCAAAUCGCGAGUCCGAACUUCAUCAGGGAAGUCGAGCGCAUCGGGAAGGCCUGGUAUCCGGGCAUUCGGUCGGAUGAGAUGCUCAAAUGA